ACCAUCUAAUUAAAAAUAAAUCCACAUCAGCGACAAAAGAAAUAUGUCCAGGUUCAACGAACCUGAAAGGCCGCCUUGUUGAAGCCACAAGCGCCUUUCCUCUCCGAUAUUCUCUCUUUCCUAUAUAUUCACAACACAAACACACACACUCCAUAAAUCAUCACUCAUUUCUUACAUAUAAAUCCUCAACCAAGCUUCAAGAUCAUACAAACCUAUACACACAGAUACAUACAUUAACAUACAAUGGCCUUUGCUUCUUCAACUUCUAUAUCAACUUCUUUUUCUUCUUUCGAACAAACAAAAGUUUCGCAGAUAGGGUUAUAUCAGCCGUUGGAUCGGGCUCAUUCUUUAUCGACGGUUUUAAAUGUAUCUAGAAAACGAGUGGUGGUUAAGGCGCUUAAUGCUGAGCCGAAGAGAAGUGAGUCAGUUGUUGUCUCUGCUGCAACUGUAGUGGCUCCUGAAGUGGUGGAGAAAGUGGAAGUGGAGGUAGAGGAUUAUGAGAAACUGGCGAAGGAGCUUGAAAAUGCAUCACCACUUGAAAUUAUGGACAAGGCCCUAGAGAAGUUUGGGAAUGAUAUUGCAAUUGCUUUCAGUGGUGCUGAAGAUGUUGCUUUGAUUGAGUAUGCUCAUUUGACUGGUCGUCCAUUCCGAGUGUUUAGCCUGGACACUGGAAGACUUAAUCCUGAAACAUACAAAUUAUUUGAUGCUGUUGAGAAGCAGUAUGGCAUUCACAUCGAGUACAUGUUUCCAGAUGCUGUUGAAGUUCAGGACUUGGUAAGGACCAAGGGUUUGUUCUCUUUCUAUGAAGAUGGUCAUCAGGAGUGCUGCCGUGUGAGGAAAGUUAGACCUUUGAGGAGGGCUCUUAAAGGCUUGCGAGCAUGGGUUACUGGACAAAGAAAAGACCAGUCACCAGGAACUAGAUCUGAAAUCCCAGUUGUCCAAGUUGAUCCUGUUUUUGAAGGGCUCGAGGGUGGACCUGGUAGUUUGGUGAAAUGGAACCCAGUGGCAAACGUCCAAGGUACUGACAUAUGGAAAUUUCUCCGUACCAUGAAUGUGCCUGUCAACUCAUUGCACGCACAGGGAUACAUCUCUAUUGGUUGCGAGCCCUGCACAAGGCCAGUUCUGCCUGGUCAACACGAGAGAGAAGGAAGGUGGUGGUGGGAGGAUGCUACUGCCAAGGAAUGUGGACUACAUAAAGGCAAUAUCAAGGAAGAGAAUGUAAAUGGCAAUGGAACUGGAGCAGUAAAAGCCAACGGCGAAGCCACUGUCACUGACAUUUUCAACAGCCAGCACGUGGUGAGCUUGAGCAGGCAAGGAAUUGAAAAUUUGAUCAAACUAGAAGAUAGAAAAGAGACAUGGCUUGUUGUUCUUUACGCACCCUGGUGCCAAUUUUGCCAGGCAAUGGAAGGAUCAUACAUGGAAUUGGCUGAGAAGUUAGCUGGAACAGGAGUGAAAGUUGCAAAGUUCCAGGCAGAUGGGGACCAAAAGGCGUAUGCGCAGAAAGAGUUACAACUGGGAAGUUUCCCCACUAUACUUUUCUAUCCUAAACAUUCUUCUCGUGCUGUGAAGUACCCGUCUGAAAAGAGGGAUGUUGAGUCCUUGUUAGCAUUCGUGAAUGCUCUUAGAUGAUCAACACCAAACUCUGCCGAUAUAGUAUCAGGUCUCUGCUGAUUUAUACAAGUUGAAGUAGCAGCUGUUAUGGAGGAGUCCACCUCGUGAUGAAUGUAUCAUUGCCGGAAUCAACUCUGAGAUGGGAUGACCCUGUAUAUUUUCACAAAAAUAUAUUUCUAUGUGGGUUUGAGGGCAAUGAUUGUUGCUUUUGUACUCAGUUUUGCCUUUCAGUUCUAGUUCAGACAUUUUGUGAGUUUUUCUAUAUGAUGAAACUCAAUGUUGCAUUGCUCCUGAUAGUGGAGAUUAUUCUUCAA
This is a messenger RNA of Daucus carota subsp. sativus, 1925 nucleotides long. Its product is annotated as 5'-adenylylsulfate reductase 3, chloroplastic. Gene Ontology annotation, molecular function: phosphoadenylyl-sulfate reductase (thioredoxin) activity. The transcript is spliced from 5 exons. NCBI's taxonomy places the organism in Eukaryota, Viridiplantae, Streptophyta, Magnoliopsida, Apiales, Apiaceae. The coding region runs from base 244 to 1629 and encodes 461 amino acids. The record is from RefSeq and is a predicted model, not a curated record.